Molecule: messenger RNA, 2271 nt
Organism: Mesorhabditis belari
Lineage: Eukaryota; Metazoa; Nematoda; Chromadorea; Rhabditida; Rhabditidae
Source: the annotation of a GenBank genome assembly
AUGGGCAUUUUGGAAUGCACACUACUAUUUCUAAUAGCAAUUUUACGAUCUGGAGAAGGAUUAGCAUUGGAUCACGACUCCUAUCAGCUACCCCAGGGUACCUCGACGUACAAAAACGGCGCCGCUACCGUCAUUCAACUCGGCGAGAAAGGCACCCAAGACCUUUUCGAUCGAUGGAUCUCGCAAGCGAUGUCUGGUCUCUUUGCCGCUGUCGCACAGAAACACAUCAAUGACGUGAAUCAUUUCGAAAGAGAAAUUCAUCAGAAUUGCUCGAAAAUUGCUAAAGAUGUUCCUGAUCACGCGAAAUGUGUGGCCCGACUCUUGCGAGCCGCUGAAGAAACAAUUAAAAAAGCCACCGCCAUUUCGACGAUGAAGACGAUGACGACGAUGAAGACGACGACGAUGAAGACGACGACGAUGACAACGACGACGAUGAAGACGAUGACGACACCGCAUUCCUAUCAUCGAUCAUCAUUUCACUCUUCCCGUCUUCACAAUUUUCACAAAAUUUCCCUAAAGCCAAAAAAAAAAGAAAAGCUGAAAAGAAAAAUGAUUUCUUUUCAGAAAAUAAGAAAAGUGACAAACCGCAAUUAUAAUAAUCCAAAUUUACGUUGGGAAGGCGCUUUUCGAGUGGCGAGAAUGAAGAGAGAAACGAGAAAGAUAACAAGACAAUCGAGCUACACUUUGCAUCAUGCUUAUGAUGAGCCACCAUUUGCACAGAUUGCUCGCUAUAUGACAAGCGGAGUUCGAGCCUUCCAGGGAAAAACGAAGAAAACCAGUUGGCAACAAAUCUUAGCCGACAUUCACACGACGGCUGACGAGGAUCGAAUGGAAAAAAGAAGAAAGAAAGCUAUGAUGCGUCGUUUACGCUCAUGGAUCGACAAUACACCGACAAAGCUCGAAGACGGAUGGAGGACACAAGCACUCGAAAUGAUGGAUGAUCAACUGAAGAAAAAAGAGGAAAUGCUAAAGAAAGCGAAAGCCACUGAGGAUGUGCGUGUACCGUUGAAAGUUCUCCGAGAGGCGAUCAAAUUGGGAAUGUCGUUGAGUGGACAAAAUAUGACGAAUUUCGAUAAAAAGACUUUACGCGUUGGCUCGCCGCGCUUCUUUUCAUUGGUAAAAGGCGAAACAGAAGACGAUAUGGUAAAUCUCUUUUCCCCGUCACUUUUCUCAAUGCACGAGGACGGAUCAAAAACGGAAAAUCUCUUCUCAUUACCGCACUUGCUGAAAAGGUUGACGAAAAAGGAGCAAGACGCCUGGAUGGAUUUCAUCGUUGAGGCAUCGGGAGUAGGCGACGCUGUGGAGAGUGCUCGUUUCGCGAAGAAAACAGCAAAAGAGGCGGCGCUGAAGACGCCCGACGGUACACCGCUCUACUUCAACAAGAAAAAUUUGACCGAUAUGUAUGGGAAGCAAGAGGGUGAUAAAGUGGAUUUGUUUGAGAAAAUGGCUCACAAAUAUGAUGAUAAACAGAAAUCCGCUCUUGAUAAAGAUGGCUUUGCUUUUAUGACGAAAGAACAAGUGGAGAUAAUGUAUGGAAAGGAAAGCCCGUAUCAUGAUAGAGAGAGAAUCGAUGAGUAUAAGAAUUUCGUUGAGAUGCGAGACGAGGAUAAACAUCAAAAGAUCAGAAACGAAAUUCUUGAGAUCGGUGACAAGGCACUUCGAGUAAGUGCACAGAAUGUCACAGAGUUGGCCCGGAAACACGGAGCGCACCGAAGAAGCAAGCGAAACAUUGUCCUAUCGCCUAUUGUCAACACUCCACUUAUUUUCGCCUCUGCCAUUAUGUCGAAUACAUUCAUCGUUCUCUCCCCAGUCGUCUUCUCUCCAGUCAUUCUCUCGCCAGCCGUUCUCGGGCCGAUUAUUCUCUCGCCUUGGGUGUUCAUCCCAGUCAUUCUCUCGCCUCGUGUCCUUUCACCGCUGAUCGUAAAUCCGCUUAUUUUCUCGCCCGUCAUUCUCAGUCCUCUCGUCCUUCAUCCUUUCAUCCUUUCUCCUGGUAUCUUCAAUCCAUUCAUUUUAUCUCCAUUCGUCCUCUCACCGUUCAUUCUAUCACCACAAGUGUUCACCCCAGUGAUCCUCUCGCCAUUCGCCCUCUCGCCCGUUAUUCUCACUCCAAUGGUCGGGUCACCCCUCGUUCUCUCUCCUUUCGUCCUUUCCCCAAUCAUUCUCUCACCUCAAGCUCUUUUUGCUGUUGUUCUCUCACCGUAUGCUCUAUCUCCAUUAGUUGAAUCAAAGCUGAUCGCCUCGGAAGUGAUUCUCUCGCCAUCAUUCUUGUCA